This is a messenger RNA of Symphalangus syndactylus (siamang), 2075 nucleotides long. It is a transcript of the gene POU1F1, whose product is annotated as POU class 1 homeobox 1. Gene Ontology annotation, biological process: regulation of transcription by RNA polymerase II. Lineage: Eukaryota; Metazoa; Chordata; Mammalia; Primates; Hylobatidae. Gene Ontology annotation, molecular function: RNA polymerase II cis-regulatory region sequence-specific DNA binding; DNA-binding transcription factor activity, RNA polymerase II-specific. The record is from RefSeq and is a predicted model, not a curated record.
AGAGCCUUCCUGAUGUAUAUAUGCAGGUAGUGAGAAUUGAAUCGGCCCUUUGAGACAGUAGUAUAAUAAAACUCUGAUUUGGGGAGCAGCAGUUCUCCUUAUUUUUCUACUCUCUUGUGGGAAUGAGUUGCCAAGCUUUUACUUCGGCUGAUACCUUUAUACCUCUGAAUUCUGACGCCUCUGCAACUCUGCCUCUGAUAAUGCAUCACAGUGCUGCCGAGUGUCUACCAGUCUCCAACCAUGCCACCAAUGUGAUGUCUACAGUCCCAUCUAUUUUGUCUUUGAUCCAAACUCCUAAAUGUUUGUGCACACGUUUCUCGGUGACAACGUUGGGAAACACAGCAACGGGACUUCAUUAUUCUGUUCCUUCCUGUCAUUAUGGAAACCAGCCAUCAACCUAUGGAGUGAUGGCAGGUAGUUUAACCCCUUGUCUUUAUAAAUUUCCUGACCACACCUUGAGUCAUGGAUUUCCUCCUAUACACCAGCCUCUCCUGGCAGAGGACCCCACAGCUGCUGAUUUCAAGCAGGAACUCAGGCGGAAAAGUAAAUUGGUGGAAGAGCCAAUAGACAUGGAUUCUCCAGAAAUCAGAGAACUUGAAAAGUUUGCCAAUGAAUUUAAAGUGAGAAGAAUUAAGUUAGGAUACACCCAGACAAAUGUUGGGGAGGCCCUGGCAGCUGUGCAUGGCUCUGAAUUCAGUCAAACAACAAUCUGCCGAUUUGAGAAUCUGCAGCUCAGCUUUAAAAAUGCAUGCAAACUGAAAGCAAUAUUAUCCAAAUGGCUGGAGGAAGCUGAGCAAGUAGGAGCUUUGUACAAUGAAAAGGUGGGAGCAAAUGAAAGGAAAAGAAAACGAAGAACAACUAUAAGCAUUGCUGCUAAAGAUGCUCUGGAGAGACACUUUGGAGAACAGAAUAAACCUUCUUCUCAAGAGAUCAUGAGGAUGGCUGAAGAACUGAAUCUGGAGAAAGAAGUAGUAAGAGUUUGGUUUUGCAACCGGAGGCAGAGAGAAAAACGGGUGAAAACAAGUCUGAAUCAGAGUUUAUUUUCUAUUUCUAAGGAACAUCUUGAGUGCAGAUAAGAUUUUUCUGUUGUAUAAUAGCCCUUUUUUUUUCCUGUUUCAUUCCUUUCUCUUCCUCAACAAAAGCAGAAAUUAGUUGGUUGAUUUAGAAUCAUUUUAUAUCAAUAGCUUUUUACAGAAGCUUACUUUUCCAUUUUUUAAAAAAAGAAACCAACAAUUUAAAUUAUAUUGAUGUUAUUUACUUAAAAUAAUUAUCCCCAGAAGCCACAUUAUCCAUUUUAAGCCAAAUAUAUUAACAGUAAUGAGCUCUCCGUCUCUGCCUCUCUCUCACACACACACACACACACACACACACACAGAGUGUGCAUAUGGGUUUAUAGGUUCCUUUUCCAAACAUGUUUAUUAGCUUUUUAACAUUUAAGUGAGUAACAACACAUAUGUAAAGCACAUCGCCAGAAAUAUCCAAUUCAAAAAUUAACCAAUGGUCUGCUUUCUACCAACUCUACUAGUUUGUCUGAACUAAAAGUUUUGAACUUAGAGCUGGAGGUGUCUUAUAGUUUUAUUACUACCUUUAGGAAUAAACCUCAAUUGGAAUUGAUACUUUGAAGCUAAAAUUUAGGGCAUAGCUGACAGAACUGUUUCAAAAGAGAUUUGUAGGAACAUUAAUUUUUGAUCUUUUUAUUCUUCCUAAAUAUUAACUCUUUGAUGUGUAGCUGUAGAAAAUAAUGCUUUAUGGAUUCUUCAGCCUCAAACCAUUAGUCUGUAAGCUGCAACAGGACAGGAAGAGAUCUGGCUUGUUUGGUGUUAACUCUCCAGGGCUUAGGAAAGUUCUUGCUCAGAUUAGGCAUGCAAUCUUUGUUAAAUGAAGGAGCGCAAUGUUAACAAUGGCUACAAAUGUGAACGGUGUCACCUAAUUUUACAUUAUAAUGUUUUUGAAAUCUCACAAUCUAGAAAAUCAUCCAGGUUUCUAUAACAAGACAUGAUCACUUUUGGUAUAAUUGAUUAGAAUCCGAUUUACUAUUUGUAAAAAGUUUGACAUAUUGAGAUUUUAAUUUUAAU